Phytophthora nicotianae INRA-310 is the source of this 503-nucleotide messenger RNA. RefSeq lists its product as hypothetical. Bases 38 to 277 code for a protein of 79 amino acids. The record is from RefSeq and is a predicted model, not a curated record. Lineage: Eukaryota; Oomycota; Peronosporomycetes; Peronosporales; Peronosporaceae. The transcript has a single exon.
AAUAUCUACGAAGGCGACGUUGUUACUUGCGUCCAUUAUGCUAGCUUGUAUCCGUCGUUGGUCCGAGAACUGCAGCAAUCGGGAGUGGGUACUCAGCUGCAGCAUGUUCGACAAGGAUGGCAUGUUCUCGGAUAACUGCGGCGAGAACUUCUUGACGUGUCAACGUUCCCCGUUGAGCUUCGACUUCUCGCAGUUGACGUUCCAUUAUCGCGCUGAAGAGGAGGUCGUAAUCGAGUGGUGUUCCUUCGAGAAUCGGAGGAGCACAAGCGUGCAUUAAUCGCUGUCGCGCUUCAGGAUCGAUCACAGGUUGCAAGGCACGAUACGUUCUGGAGUAUGCAAGCAUCGAUAUCUUCCGUUUGAAUAUCUUCCAGAUUACAGUUUAGCUGAACUAGGCAAAUACGCGAAUGAGAAUCUACAGGAGUAGAGCGUGUCGUCAGCCAUCUUAAUAUCUUGGCUGACACUUGACAAUGGGUGACAGUUCGUUAAGAAAAAAUAUUCCUUAA